AGUGAGGGGUAUGAAUACACUAUAUACACAGUCUCUAUUUACACGAUGAACAUCCAAUCUCAGUAUAAGGUUACUGCAGGACAGUGAAGGUUUUGCACUUUAUGAAUUUACGUUUGUGUUGCUCAUGAGUAAUUCUGUCAUAAUACCAUGUGUAAUAUGAUGGCAAUCUCAAGAGCAACGCAAAUGAUGGUAUCCUCCGCGAAACAGGGUCUUGAAACCAAAACAAAUUCCUGUACCCCAUGGUACUUUUUAGUUUUCGCCAAAACCAUUCCUCAGGCUUAACAGGUUAAAAGUCCCCCUUUUGUCCACAACACACGGUGCAAACAAAUACAAUCCUCCUGCUGGAAGAUGUCCAGAGAGACACUCAGUGUUACGUAACAUUUCCUUGUUGGGAAUUUUUCCGCCUCUGCCUCGUACAACCCGCAGCCAAAUAACAUGAGACGGACCAUGCCUGCAGGAGCAAACUGAGUUUACAGAGGGUCCUUUUAAACAUUUUCAUCAUGAUUUUUCAAGCCCUUUUUGAGUGUAUGGACUUCACUAGUUGGCUGUUGAUCAGUUUUAUAGUGUUACUCCUGACAGAUGUGAUCAGAAACUGGAGACCAAACAGCUUUCCCCCUGGACCCUGGGCUGCGCCUUUUCUAGGAAAUGUCUUGAUAGGACUUGACUUCAAAGCAAUGGAGAAGCUCUCUCAGGAGUAUGGUCCAGUGUUCAGCUUGAGGAUAGGCAGCCAGAGGAUGGUGUUUGUUUCCGGGUACAAGAUGGUCAAAGAGGCUCUUGUUAUCCAGCUGGACAGCUUUAUUGAUAGACCUAUUAUUCCUCUUUUCCAUGCUGUCUUUAAGGGGAUUGGUAUAGCUUUGAGCAAUGGGUACUUGUGGAAAAAGCAAAGGAAGUUUGCCAACACUCACCUGCGUUACUUUGGAGAGGGCCAGAAGUCCCUGGAAAAAUACAUUGAGGUGGAAAACACCUACAUCUGUGAAGCUUUCAAAGAGGAACAAGGAAGGCCAUUUAACCCCCAUAACAUCAUAACGAAUGGAGUGUGUAACAUCAUCUCGUCUGUGCUCUUCGGACAUCGCUUUGAGUACAGCGAUCAAAGCUUCCGCAGGAUUCUGGACUUGGACAAUGAGGCUAUUAGGUUAGCUGGCUUACCUCAGACUCAGCUGUAUGAUGCCUUCCCUGGUGUGCUGAAGUACCUGCCAGGACCUCACCAGACUGUGUUAAAGAACUACUCGGAGAUCUUGGCUUUCCUGAGAUCAGAAGUAGUGAAGCACCAGGAAGAGUGGAACCCAGAGGACCCUCGUGAUUUUAUCGAUGUUUACCUGGGAGAGAUGGAGAAGAAAAAGGAGGAUCCCCAGGCUGGCUUCAACAUUGAAAGCCUGCUGAUUUGCACACUGGACCUGAUAGAGGCCGGUACAGAAACAUCAGCCACCACUUUACGCUGGGCCCUGUUGUACAUGAUGCACUACCCAGAGAUACAGGAGAAAGUACAGGCAGAGAUAGACUCAGUGAUCGGACAGUCUCGACAGCCCACCAUGGCCGACAAGCCCAACAUGCCUUACACUGAAGCUGUCAUCCAUGAAGUUCAAAGGAUGGGAAAUAUCGUUCCCCUUGGAUUCCCAAAAAUGGCCAGUAAAGACGCUACACUGGGAGGAUACUCAAUACCCAAAGGAACAACUAUUACUACAAUCCUUGCGACUGUGCUGUUUGAUAAGAAUGAGUGGGAAACUCCGGAUACCUUCAAUCCGGAGCAUUUCUUGGAUUCGGAGGGGAAAUUUCGCAGAAGAGACGCCUUCUUACCGUUUUCAGCAGGUAAACGUGUGUGUUUAGGGGAGCACCUGGCCAGAAUGGAGCUGUUCCUUAUGUUCACUGUUCUCCUCCAGCACUUCACCAUCUCCCCUGUUCCUGGAGAGAUGCCCAGCUUGGACGGUGUGCUGGGUUUCACCAAUUCCCCCCAGCAGUUCAGGAUGCUAGCUGUGCCUCACUGAUUUGCUCCUAUUCCACCUCAGGGUCACAAAACAGUCUUAAGUCCACGUUCGCUGCCAAAAAAACUAAAUCAGAUCACAUUUCUGACUCAAAACUUAAAACUAGUUUGACAUGAAAUAAAUCAAUAUAUACUUUUUAGUUUUAAAGCCAUUCACUCCCAUCAUCACCCACAGAGAUCAUUUCACACAUUUAUACAUGCACAUACUCAUGUGUAUACUCACACAUUUAGUAGCUUUGUAGGACUUUAAGAUAAAAAAUAACCGAUUGCUAAUGUAACAGGUAAAUUACACAUGCUAGGUUUGCUAGUAUUAUUUUCAUUUAGCAUGAAGAUCUUUUAACUAAUUAACUAACAAUCUACUGUUUCACAAUACUUGCCUGAUACAGUUUUGAUUUAUCACUACACUGACAAGCUUUUUAUCUACUUGAACUUAGAUAAUUUAACAACAUGGUCAUUAUGACAUUCAUAACCUGUCUAUUAAGUGCAUAACGUUAUGCAACACAAUAUUGCAAAUAUUUUCCUGCAGCAACAGGAGAUCAGAUGUAUUAUAUUUUCCUAUAUCCAUUAGCUGGUUAAGUAUUAGUUAAGCAUGAUUUUUUGACAAAAUAAAUCAUAGAACCUAUACACACAACUUCACUCACAUGCCAAAUUGAGUAAGAUAACAUUUCUAAAUAAAUGCCUACAUACAUUAACAUGCUUUUAAUUUGGUAUACAUAAACUUGUGAAAUUAUACUUAAAAAUCUGUAAAAUGUUUUAUUCUGUUCAAUAAAGGAUUUUAGUUGUA
Trematomus bernacchii (emerald rockcod) is the source of this 2762-nucleotide messenger RNA. RefSeq names its product cytochrome P450 2J2-like. The transcript is spliced from 9 exons. The record is from RefSeq and is a predicted model, not a curated record. Gene Ontology annotation, molecular function: oxidoreductase activity, acting on paired donors, with incorporation or reduction of molecular oxygen, reduced flavin or flavoprotein as one donor, and incorporation of one atom of oxygen; iron ion binding; heme binding. Lineage: Eukaryota; Metazoa; Chordata; Actinopteri; Perciformes; Nototheniidae. Gene Ontology annotation, cellular component: intracellular membrane-bounded organelle; cytoplasm. Gene Ontology annotation, biological process: xenobiotic metabolic process. Bases 501 to 1982 code for a protein of 493 amino acids.